GUCAAAGGUCACCAGCUGGCGAGGUGGCACUUCCUAGUUGCAAGGAUCAUAUUUUGGUGUGGUGUUAAAAAAGGUUGCGUUUUAAAGCAAAAUGGCCACAGGUUCAGACCAGGCAGUAGGUAUGGCUAUGGUGGCGCUCAGUGCCCUGAUCUUUACUUACUACACCGUCUGGGCUGUUGUUCUGCCUUUUGUAGAUGAUGACCACAUUGUGCACCAGUACUUUCUUCCCAGACCGUAUGCUGUCAUCAUCCCUACAGUAGCAGGAGUGGUGGCCCUCAGUGCUAUAGGUUCCUUCUUUGGCUAUGUUAUGCUACAAGACAAGAUGAAGAAGAAAACCAAAUAAGUGUCAACAAUUGGCCUGCAGUACCAGUGCAUCAAAAAUCUGCAGUUUUUACUCAAAGUGAUAGGGGGCGUUGUAACUAUUUGUGGGAAUUUUAUGCACACUCAACUUGGAUACACACAAUGAGACAUUCCUUGGGAGGAUUAGGGUCUAAUGCCAAUGUCUGCACAGCAGCACUAUUGAAUCAAAUUUCCAGCUUAUGCUCCAAACUAUGUACAAUGUGUGUCCAUCAUUCUACCAAAUUCUACCAAAGCAAAAUGACUGAACUUUCAUAUAGAUUUGUAGAUAUAGAGAAAAAAAAAUAUUGUACAAUUGUUGUGCAAUAAAUUUUUGUUUAAGGUAAUGCAUAUGGAAUUUUCUGUUCAAUUAUCUCUAAAUAUCUCAUAGAGGCUUGAAACCUUCAAUGUCUUGUUGGAAGAAUAUUUCCUCCAAUAGUCAUGUCUCAGAUAGGCAAAGUUUUCCAUAAAUUAAACCAUAUUAGACAUCCCCA
Messenger RNA from Branchiostoma belcheri (Belcher's lancelet), 830 nucleotides. Its product is annotated as dolichol phosphate-mannose biosynthesis regulatory protein-like. NCBI's taxonomy places the organism in Eukaryota, Metazoa, Chordata, Leptocardii, Amphioxiformes, Branchiostomatidae. The record is from RefSeq and is a predicted model, not a curated record. Gene Ontology annotation, biological process: GPI anchor biosynthetic process. Bases 92 to 343 code for a protein of 83 amino acids. The transcript has 4 exons. Gene Ontology annotation, molecular function: enzyme regulator activity. Gene Ontology annotation, cellular component: endoplasmic reticulum membrane; dolichol-phosphate-mannose synthase complex.